Messenger RNA from Monopterus albus (swamp eel), 689 nucleotides. Its product is annotated as fatty acid-binding protein, brain. NCBI's taxonomy places the organism in Eukaryota, Metazoa, Chordata, Actinopteri, Synbranchiformes, Synbranchidae. The record is from RefSeq and is a predicted model, not a curated record. The transcript has 4 exons. Bases 67 to 465 code for a protein of 132 amino acids. Gene Ontology annotation, molecular function: lipid binding.
GAAUACUUGCAAAAGCUGCAGCUUGCUCAGUGUGCUGUGGAGCUUACUGCCUGAAAAACCGCCACCAUGGUCGACGCCUUCUGUGCCACUUGGAAACUGGUUGACAGUGAGAAUUUUGAUGAGUACAUGAAAGCACUUGGUGUGGGCUUUGCCACCCGGCAGGUGGGUAAUGUGACCAAGCCCACUGUAAUCAUCAGCCAAGAGGGUGACAAGGUGAUGAUCCGCACCCAGAGCACCUUCAAAAACACAGAGAUCUCCUUCAAGCUGGGAGAGGAGUUUGACGAAACCACCGUUGAUGACAGGAACUGCAAAUCCACAGUGAGUCUGGAGGGUGACAAGUUGGUCCACGUCCAGAAGUGGGACGGCAAAGAGACCAAGCUCAUCAGAGAAAUCAAGGACGGCAAGAUGGUCAUGAAUUUGACCUUUGAAGAUGCCCAUGCGGUGCGUACCUACGAGAAGGCAUGAGAGCUCUGCCUGAUUGCCUCCAAACCGACCGACAAGUGUUGAUUUUAUAAAUAAUAUUGACUGAGUGUGUGCUUCUCUUUGCUCGUCAUGCUCCUCUGCAUGUACACAGCCCACAGGCUGCACAUUUUGUAAGAAUUUUUUAUAUGAAUACAUUUCUGUCGUGAUGGGUGGAUUGUCUUUGUAACCCUGUAAAACAUGAAAUAAAAACACAGUAAAUGUUUGUC